GAUUAUUGGAUGUGCUCGAUGUAAUGUACCGUAUGCUGUACGAUUACGUAACUAACGUAACGUACAUAGUACAAAUGGAAGAAUCAAAGAGUCGUGUACGUACGUACGCCGUUUUUACAUUAAACUGAAGACGUCCCAGUGUUUCUUCGGCAAUAAAAUCGCCACUGGCUACUGGUGACUGACAACUGGAUCGUUUCGUGUCUACCGGUCUACCGCUCUCGCUCUGUCACGAUCAGUCACACGCGUCGUGAUUGUCGAAUGUCGAAUGUCGGCUACGUUGGAGAGAAAAAAAAAGGGAAAAAUGAACGAUGCAGGAAGUGCAUCGUUCAGCUGGAAAGACGGAAAGAGCAGACCUAAGGACAGUGAGGACAAAUAGAACGUGCGUAUUCCAGUUCCUCUUUCGCGCUCUUGGAUAUACGACGGAAGAGAAUUUAAAAAAUCGUGGACAUUGACUACGUAGUGCUAUGUGCUACGUAGUAAGUAGUUUACGUCCACGUUUUAUGCGGGCGUAUUUAUAGAGACACUUUAAAAUAAAGUUAACGUGUGGCUGUGGGUUGUGGCCGCUUUCAGCUCUGCUCAGAUCUCAGUCAGGCUUCUGUGACCACUUGACCAGUGACAGUGAGGCAGUGACUUUUGAUGACUUCUGUCUGGUAACAGCUCUAACAGCAGUAACCACUAACCAGCAACAGCACGCAGCUACGUCACUACGCGAUGUCAUUGAUGACGUCACCGCCGUCACCGGUCAGUCCGGUCGGCGGUCAUCCUGACGCCUCGUGCCAUGCCGUUACGUAUACGCGUAAGAGUGAGAAAACACAUGAAGAACACCAAGUGCGCAACAUCCGUCUUUCCGUAUCCGUUCCAUACGCAUCUACGCAUGUGCCACGGUGUCAUUGAUAUUGGAAUGUAGCGGUGUAGUGUGAGACUGAAAAUCGAUAAGAACGUCGAGAAUAGAUCAAUAGAGGGAUUUUAUAGUAUGUAUCAACAGCACGUCAUCGGCACCACGUCGGCAGGUCCAGGCAGGUCGGCGGGUAUCCUUUAGCCACAUCGAGAUUGACGUUACGAUCCCAAGUAGUUUGGGAUCGCGACGGCUGUAACUAUCAUCAAGAAGAAGUUGGAGCAAGGAGACACGUGUCCUUGUCCGGCAAAAGCUGCGCGGCGUUAAACGUCGGCUGCUGGUGAAUAAUAAACGUAAAUAAAAUACGUGGAGGAGUACUGUCGUAAAGAUCAGAAGAGCUAAAACGAAAAACGAUCGACAUGGGCCUCAAGGACUUACGAAUAGAGUUCGACAAUCAAUGGAGCACGUAUUAUCCUGGACAAACGGUGAGAGGUAACGUCAUCGUUGUUCUGGACAGCACGAAGAAGAUUCGCGGUAUAAGCGUGAAAAUAAAAGGUGAAGCGAAUACUUGGUGUGUAGUUAAAAAAGAAGAUAUUGAGCGCAAGGGAGAUUAUCAUGAUGAGGUUGCCACAGCACAUGAAGAAUAUUUUGAAACAAAAUAUUACUUGGUUGGAUCAGCUUCGGGUGGAGAAAUUGAAAUACAAUCAGGAGAACACAAAUUUCCAUUUACUUGUUCCUUGCCGAUGAACUUGCCGAGUAGUUUCGAAUCGGAGUUUGGAUACAUUCGUUAUAUCGUCAAAGCCACGCUGGAUCGGCCUUGGAAGUUCGAUCAUGAAGCUAAGAGUCUUUUCACAGUUGUCGUUCCUUUGGAUUUGAAUCAAGAACCCAGAGCGGCUGAACCCGUGCAGCAAGAAAUGAGUAAAACGUUUUGUUGCUUAUGUUGCGGUACGCCACCUUUGACCGUAAAUUUUUCACUACCGGCUCGAGGGUACGUGCCCGGACAAACGAUGCCAAUAAAGAUAAAUGUCGAGAAUUUAUCAAACGUUGUUGUGACCGUCAUCAAACUCAUGCUGCGUGAGGUUGUGACUGUCCGUGUUACGGAUCCUUCCGAGACUAGAAUACAAGAACGUGUGAUAGCAGAGGUCAGCAAAGGACCGAUCCAAGCCGGUGGAACCGCCGAUUACGAGCAACAUCUGAACGUUCCGCCUCUUCCGCCAUCAAAUUCGUUCGCUACGUGCCAGUACAUCGAUCUUGAAUAUGAGUUGAAGGUGGAAGCAUGCGUUGAAGGAUGGUAUCAUCGGAAUCUGUCCGCCAAAAUACCCAUCCUUGUGGGAACGGUUCCGCUCUCGGUUCAUCAUGCCCCGAGUGCUCCACCAGCGGGACUAGACGGUGAUUAUACCGAACGGAGGCCACUGGAAGUUGGUUUCGUUAUACCUUCGGCAAAUACUGCCGUGCCUCCAUUACCAGAAUCUACGUUAUAUCCAAACUUACCUCCACCGUCCUUCGAGGAAUCGUCAUAUGCCGCCAAAAAUUUUCGCGAGAAAGAAGAAUCGGAAUAUGUUUACGGUCUGGGUAAACAUUUUGCACCAAGAUAUCCAGUAUAUAAUUUUGCACCUGCGCAGUAACGAGAAAACGAGAAAUAUUACUGUUGAGAUUAAAUUUUUUUUUUAAUUGUUGGAACGCGUACUUAGCUUUUUUUGCGAUACGACGUGUGACGCAUACAACGUGCGAGGUACUCAGCUUCAAAUAGUCGCUUCUACUCAGCGUUUGGGAUACGCAUGAUGUAGGUACAUACAAAACGCACACGUUUUAGCGUACAUAAUGAAACGAACAAAUGAAAGCGUUUUUAGCAUUUAAAUUUAUAUAAAUCUCGCAGAGAACGUAUGAAUGCGACAUAUAUGUAUAUGACGAUAUAAGUGUAUAUUUUUAGAAAAAAAAAAUAUAUAAUAUAUAUUUGUUCAAGUGUAUCAUAAGACAAGACGUUAAGAUCUAUGCUUUUUAUGUCAGCACGCUCGGAAUAUAUAUAUAUAUAUAUAUGUCGUGCAAUGUGUUACGCGUCAUUGUGUCAAGUGAAAGAUUGAAUACACGAGUGUAUUGUAUGUUUUAUGUAAAGGUGUGUGUUGUAAACGAAAAAAUACAUUUUUAAUACGUAGAGGGAGGGGGGGACAUUACAUUACAAAGAAGUUCGUCGUUGAAGAAGAUAUUUUGUGGUUAGCGUGGUCUUGUAGAGGUGACAUUUCAAGCUCGUUUCUACUUUCCUAAAUAAAAUCAUGCUUUUUCGUAAAGUACGUUUUCUUUCGUGUUAUAUAUAAAAAUAUGAUAGGGUUAUCGUGAAAAGUGAAUUUGUGACAUUUCAUAUUUUAUCCUAAAAUACAUUCAAAUGUAAAAUAUAAUGUGUCUUGUAAGGCAUUUUUGAUAACCUUAUCUUAAUACGUUAAUAUGCCGUAUGAUAAAGAAAAUCAGUUUGCACGAUUUUUAUAAAAUUUGUAUAAUCGCAGUCAACCUCUGCGCACGCUACGGUUGGAAGGUUAACGAUGCACGCUAUUUUUUCCGUGAAAGUCGCAGAGAUAACAGCUAUGCCGUUAUCGAUCCUAGAUCCUAGAUCCGAUGCAUAUAGUGUAUCGUAUUUAUUUUCUGUAUCUCGACAAGACAUGUCUCGACGUCAUGCUAUAUUUCCCUAGUUUCCCAUCGUCACGUGUGGUAUUAUCUUACGCGGAUCUAGAUAUUGUUUAUACGAUAGUAAAAUUUUAAGGCUUAACCGGCAUUUGUAAAGAUGAAAGGUCCGUAUAUUUAUAUCUGAAAGAUUAAUCGAGUUGAAUGUAAUGUGACAACUAAUAACUGAAAAUCGACAUGAUGUUAGAAAACAUAACAUUUUUUUCUAAAAAGAAUUUAACAUCACACGUUAAUUUUUUUCUAAAUAAAAAGGAUAUUUAACA
Messenger RNA from Temnothorax curvispinosus, 3771 nucleotides. RefSeq names its product arrestin domain-containing protein 17-like. NCBI's taxonomy places the organism in Eukaryota, Metazoa, Arthropoda, Insecta, Hymenoptera, Formicidae. Gene Ontology annotation, cellular component: cytoplasm. The transcript is spliced from 8 exons. The coding region runs from base 1255 to 2460 and encodes 401 amino acids. The record is from RefSeq and is a predicted model, not a curated record. Gene Ontology annotation, biological process: protein transport.